Nelumbo nucifera (sacred lotus) is the source of this 2186-nucleotide messenger RNA. Its product is annotated as cytochrome P450 94C1-like. NCBI's taxonomy places the organism in Eukaryota, Viridiplantae, Streptophyta, Magnoliopsida, Proteales, Nelumbonaceae. The record is from RefSeq and is a predicted model, not a curated record. Gene Ontology annotation, molecular function: oxidoreductase activity, acting on paired donors, with incorporation or reduction of molecular oxygen; iron ion binding; monooxygenase activity.
CUGCCUCCUUCCACUUGUGAUUUUUUUUCAUCGAUCAUCGUCAUAACCAUCAAUGGAGUCCGAAAGUUCCUUCUCCUUACAGUCCCUCCAGACCUCUUUCUGCUAUUUCUUCUUCUCCUUCGCCCUCUCCUUCUCUCUCUUCUCUCUCUUGCUCUUCGUACUGAGACUGAAGCUCUGGUGUAACUGUGACGUCUGUCGUAGUUAUCUCACCGCGAGCUGGUCGAUUGAAUUCGACAAUCUCUGCGACUGGUAUACCCAUCUCCUCAAGAAGUCUCCCAGCAAGACCAUCCAUGUCCAUGUGCUCAGAAACACGAUUACAGCCAAUCCGGAUAACGUCGAGUAUAUGCUGAAGACGAGGUUUGAAAAUUACCCAAAAGGGAAGCCUUUCUCCGUGAUCCUGGGUGACCUCUUGGGUCGUGGCAUCUUCAACGUCGACGGAGAUACAUGGAAGUUUCAGCGGAAACUGGCGAGUCUGGAGCUGGGUAGCGUCUCGAUAAGAUCAUUCGCCUUCGAGAUAGUCACCACCGAGAUCAAGCGUCGGCUUGUCCCGCUCUUAUCGUCGGCUGCCGGCGAAGGACGCGUGCUAGAUUUACAGGACGUGUUUCGAAGAUUCACGUUCGAUAACAUUUGUCGAUUUUCGUUCGGACUAGACCCCGGUUGCCUGGAGCUAUCGCUUCCCAUCUCGGAGUUCGCAAUGGCCUUUGAUUUGGCGUCCAGAUUAUCAGCUCAGCGAGCGUUGUCGCUAUCUCCGCUUAUCUGGAAGAUAAAGCGGCUGUUGAAUUUGGGGUCGGAGAAAAAGCUGAAGAAGGCUAUCCGAUUAAUCAACGUCCUCGCAAAAGAGGUUAUAAGACAGCGGCGUAAGAUGGGAUUCUCCGCCAGUCAAGACCUUCUCUCUAGGUUCAUGGGCACCAUCAACGACGACAAGUACCUGAGAGAUAUCGUGAUAAGUUUUCUGUUAGCCGGACGUGACACAGUUGCUUCUGCGUUGACCAGCUUUUUCUGGCUAUUGGCAAAGCACCCAGAAGUAGCGGCGACAAUCCUCAACGAAUCAGACCGAGUCAUGGGACCAACUCAGGAACUCGCAAGUUUUGAACAAAUCCGAGAGAUGCAUUAUUUGCACUCGGCCGUUUACGAGAGCUUGCGGCUGUACCCACCCGUCCAAUUUGACUCCAAAUUCUCCCAGGAAGACGACGUACUCCCUGACGGCACGGCGGUGAAGAGAGGAACGAGGGUGACCUAUCACCCUUACGCAAUGGGCCGGAUGGAAGAAUUAUGGGGUCCAGACUGCCUCGAAUUCAAGCCAGAGAGAUGGUUGAAGAACGGCAUUUUUUCGCCUGAAAAUCCAUUCAAAUACCCGGUGUUUCAGGCCGGACUCAGGGUCUGUCUCGGCAAGGAAAUGUCACUGGUGGAGAUUAAAAGCGUGGUACUAGCUGUGGUACGAAGUUUCGAAAUCCAAGUAGUGGAAGACAACGAUUCGCCGAGGUUCGCUCCGGGACUCACCGCAACCGUGAGCGGUGGUCUCCCCGCCCUGGUUCGUGAAAGAAGGCGGAGCUCGUCCUCAUAAAUCCCCAUUGCCCAUGCACGAGACAGUGGGCGCAUGUUAGUCGGGACCCCUGACUGAUGACACGAACGACCUCCAACCAUGUGGGCGACGAUAACGAGGAAGUGUGACGAUCAUUGAUCCAACGGCUCACAGUGGAUCUCGCAUUUUGUUGCAUGUCCGUCUCGUGUCAGUGGGGGUGGAUUGAUAUAUUUAUCGUGGUGUACAGAAAAGAUGGGCAACAGUACUUUUAUAUUGUCUGUUAGGAGUUUGAGAAAGAACAUGAAUCUAGAAUUUGUACUUUCCCACUUCUCCUGCAGUCCUCCUUCAAUGUUAUUAUGGCUUUUUCUUCUGGUUUUUCCCUCUAACCUGGCUCCAUCUCUGAGACGACGACUGUGGAAGAAAAAUCUGGGCCAUCUAUCUCUCGCUCUCUGUUUCUCUUUUUAAUUUUUAGUUUUUUUACUCUCUGCAAGUAAUUAGAUGGUUAAUGGCCGGACCCCCAGAGCACAGAGGUCAUUGGCCUGAUCACCCAGACUUUGUAUUUAAUUAAUUAGCUAGCUUUCUUCUUUAUCUCGAGCAAGAUUCCGAUAGAAUGUGGUGUUACAGUGUGCUGAAGGAUAAAUAAUCAGAAACUAUUUCAAUUGAA